Messenger RNA from Aplysia californica (California sea hare), 4544 nucleotides. RefSeq names its product polyhomeotic-like protein 1. Gene Ontology annotation, biological process: regulation of mRNA splicing, via spliceosome. Gene Ontology annotation, cellular component: nucleus. Lineage: Eukaryota; Metazoa; Mollusca; Gastropoda; Aplysiida; Aplysiidae. Gene Ontology annotation, molecular function: zinc ion binding; protein binding; mRNA binding. The record is from RefSeq and is a predicted model, not a curated record.
CAACAACAACAGCAGCAGCAGAAUAGAGCUGCUAAUACUGCGAACCCAGGAAGUCCUGGUGGCAUUCUGUCCCCAAGUGCUGCUUCACAAAUGCUUAACUUUGACUCUGCCUUGCGGCGGGCUCACAUGGAGUCUCAGGGUAUAAUGGCACAGCCCACCCAUAUGUCCCUGGGCAAUGGCAGCGGCCUCAUACAGAGCUCAAUGCAAGGCAUGGUCCCGCAGAACGCCAUUGCCAACGGCAACAAGGCCCCAGCUAAUGGUGCGAAAGCUCAGGCCCAGGUCCAGGCACAAGGUCAGAAUGCCACGGCGGCGAUUGCGUCCAUGGUGGCCAAGCAACAGGUGCUUCCUGCCCAACAGACUGCGGCGGCUCCGAUGGUUUUGGGACAGAUAGGUGUGUUUUCUAGCCAGGCGAAUGCUAAUCUUGCCACAAGUUUUGUGACUCAGGGAGCAGUGAGCACCCAUCAGAGUGGAGGGGGCCUGCGUCUGAACCAGCCCCAGAUGGUGAACAGCGCCGGUCAGAUCAUCAGCUCACAGCCCAUGCAGGGCUUGCUGACCAACCAGGCCCUGAUGCAGGCGGUGGCCAACCUCCAGAUGCAGCAGGGGAUACCUCUGGCCGCGGCUGCCGCCGGACAUCAGGGGAUCAUCAACCAGGGACAGUCGCAGAUGCCUGCAUUUUUGGCGGGUCAGAAUCUGAUCAUCCGCACGCCGGGCCCCAUCCAGCCACAGCCCAUCACCAUGACCAACAUGCAGGCAUUUACAGGCAUGAAGACGCCUCAGCAGCAGCAGCCUCAGCCUCAGCAGCAGCCCCAAGCUGGAAAGCAGACUGGUGCCCCUGGUAAAGUUAUCCUCCCGUCAGUGUCUCGUGCCCCGGUGACCGCAAAGAUUCAGCCCAACAUGGUGGGCGGCGUCCCGCAGGCCAAGCUGAACGUCCCGGCCGUCCCCAAAACCCCGAAAGCUCGGCCAAAGGCCCAAGCCAAGGCGAUCUCCCCCGCUGCUGCUGCUGCUGCCGCCGCCGCCACUGCUACUGCGUCUACCUCUCCUGCUGUCGCUGCAGCCAACGUUGCCGUGAUGAUGACCUCUCCCACCGCGCCGCCCAUCUCCAAAUCCUCCCCGUUGGUCACCCCGGUCAGCACAGCGGCUAUAGUCACAGCGGCGUCUGCUGUGAUGGUGGCGGCGGUGACGGGCCCAUCUACAGUUACCACGGCAACGCCGGUGACUGCUGUUGUGCCGUCAGCAGUGGCCUCGCCCCACGUGGAGACGGUUGAGGUCAUCUCGCCCUCCCCUACCAAAGUGCCCCCGGCCGUGCCAGCUGUGGCACAGAUCAUUGCUCAAGCCAGUGCUGCCAAAAGUGCUUCAGAUUCAGAGACUGAAUCGGUGAAACCUCAACCUACCUCCGGCAACAGCAGCGGUGCGACCACCGUCGACCCGACACUCAGGGACAAGAUCAAGGCCAGCAUGGGUUCCUCGGCUGCCAGCGUCGCUCCGAGUGUCGCCACCACUGCAGCUGCUGCCCCAGUCGCCAACAGCAGCGGCAGCAGCACCAAUAGCUCUCCCACGAAGCUCAACGCUCAGGUGACAGAGGAGAAAGUGGUCAUUGACAAUAUUGUGAUGGAAGAGAAGCCUUCCAUCCACAGUGGGGAAGCCCCUCCAGCGAAACAAGCAAACGGUGGAGGUGGUACGGGUAACAACAUGAAGGCUGCGAUGGAGGCGGCUGGCUUGAUGACCUUGGUGAGAGAGACGAAGCCACUGACGGCCGUGGAACCGUCAUCCGUGCUGCCCCCGCAGCAGCCUGCGGAGAAGGUGGUGGUGGAGAAGCAGAGGGCCAUCGUGAGGCCGCAGAUCCUCACUCAUAUCAUCGAGGGUUUCGUGAUACAGGAAGGGCCCGAGCCAUUUCCGGUCCAACAGUCUUCUCUGCUGCAGGAGUUUAUACCUCCCAAAGCCAGCAGCAAAGUGUCCAAAGAGUCGGAAGAAGAAGGCACCAGCUAUGACGACGAGCCACCUACUCUGCUCAGCCAAGUGGACGGUCAGUAUACUGCUUCUCACUUGUCAAGCCCACAACUCCCACAAGAACCGGAGAAGACCCAACAACAACAACAGCAACAACAACAACAACAACAACAACAGCAGCCUGCUCCUCCACCCAAACCUCCAGUGCCUCUCCUCAAAUGCGAGAUCUGCCAGAAGGUGGCGCCUGCCUCCACGUUCAACAACUCACGGCGGUUUUGUUCAUUGUCGUGUUCCCGUAGACACAACGUCAGCCACACACGCCGCGUUGGUCUCUACAAGCCUCGAGGCACAGCACGCAAGAGAAAACAUAUACUUGGCAGAAAAGGCUGGCGGGCUAACAAAAACACGCGCCUGACGUAUGCUUUGUCUUCUGGCAAGACGGAAGAAAAUAAUGAGGACAGCAAUAACGUGCAGGCUGUGGGAGAUGAGAUGAGCAGUUCCAACAGUGUGCAGGAUACAAGCUCUUCUGCAGCCUCCCCGACCCCUGCCCCUGACUUUGAGAUGGAGGUGGAGACCAACAAUAUACCAAAGACUGACCCCGGAAAAUGGAGUGUCACGGAGGUGUAUGAUUUCAUCCAGUCGCUUCCUGGCUGCUGUGACUACGCAGAGGAGUUCCGCUCCCAAGAGAUCGACGGGCAAGCGCUUCUCCUACUGAAGGAAGACCACCUCAUGACGGCCAUGAACAUCAAGCUGGGACCUGCCCUCAAGAUCUGCGCUAAGAUCAACUCUCUCAGAUCUGACUUUGUCCCUCCCACGUGAAGCUGGGACAGUUUGCUUAUAAUGUACAUACAUAAAUGUAUAAAUAUGUAUAUAAAUAUGGGUGGGGGAAAGGGGGGGGGGGGUUGUUGGGACAGCACAUAAAAAAUUGGGAAGGGAUGAGGGGGGGGGGGGUGUGUCUUAUACUAAAAUUGUGUUGCAUUGGUAUGUGGGAAAUGUGAGCUAUAAGCUUGUUGUAUUGCAAUGUAAAUAGUUUUCUUGUCCACAUCUCUUUAUAUGUCUGUUCAAUUUUGCGCAAAGAGGAAGCACCUCUGUCAGAAAUGGUGGAAAACUGGCCAGUAACCUGUUUCAUCAUGUGAAAUGAGAGAUAUGGCUGUGGUGCUGAUUUAUCACCCUUAUCUUAUCAUUAUUUUUGAAGAGGAAAGGUCGUUGUGAUGUAAAGUUUGCCUCAGCUAGGAAGGGAAGACAGCCCAAAGACUCCUUAAACAGCCCGUCGAAAAAAGCUCCAUUCAGGAUUCAAGCAAGGGCCGUCGCCUACUCAAAGUUCAGCAUGGUGCCUUCUGAGCUAUCGUGUCACCAGAUAUAUACAACAUAUGAGGGUGUUUGUUGGAUUCAAGAGAAGCACAUGGCCAUUGUAACUACCUUAUAGUGUUGUCCUGGCAAAAAGCAAAAAAAUAAAAAGAAAUAAUGAAAAAAAAGUGAAGUAGAAAUAGCAAAAACUGCGGAGGAAGAAGUUAUCAUCACAUCUUUUUUCAGCAUUUGCAGGGCUGCCCACCCACCAGCUUGUUUUAGUGAUUAAGAAAUGGAAUAUUUGUAAUUGGCUCUAAAAUUUGUAAUAUUGCCCUGGAUAGUCUUCCUCCAGGGCCCUGGGGUAUCAGGGACAGGGAUUGUAGUCAGGCAAGUGUAAAUGUAACAUAAACACAGGUAUGGUGAAAAAAAUAGGUCUUGCCAGGCUCGUCAUUGUCGAGUUCAGAAAAAGAUGGGGGGGGGGGGGGGGGGGGGGGGGUUGGUAAGUUGCUGCUUGCAAAAACAAAAGAAACCUUUGGAAUUAUAGAAUAACGUACAUCACCACAAGCCUUUGAUCCUGAUUGUAAUGAUUUAUUUUUUUAUUUUUAAAAAAAUUCUUUCUUUGGCCUAGGCUGCGAAAGGGCAGGAAUUUUCUAACAAGGUUGUCCAACCUAAUGUUUGCCUUACUCCUGGCUAUGUCUACUUCUAUAGCCUUAAUAUUUUUCUAUGGACAAAGUGGCACUGACCUGCUGCAAGGGUUCAAUGUAAAGAGGAUGUGACAGCUACACGUGACCUAGUGACGUAAACUGUCUGUGUCUGGUAUUUUGUCUUCCUUUAUACACCAGGAAGGUUGGCAGUAGACUUGGGCAGCCGAAAUUUUUUUUAAUCGGAAUCAGGGGCAUUGCGAUCAUAUUUUCUUAAAGUUCACCAAAUUCGUAAUGGUGGGUAGUCCUGUACUUGUUGGCCUUGUGUCCUACUUCCACGUGGCAUUAGGCUGGAAUGCAUGAGCACAUGAGGUGCUGGCGUCGUAGUAACACAAGACACCGGUGUAAUACAAUUCUGCUGAAGAUCUUAUUUCUGUUGGAAUAAUCUUCCUUUUUAAGAAAAAAAAAUGUUUCUGAAUUUUUUUUCAGCACCACUCUUGACCUUUCUUCUCUUUUUUACUGUGCUCGAGUUGUUUUGUUUUGUUAUGUUAUACCCCAGGUAUAGUUGUCUCUAUGAUAAGCUUUUCUCCACUAUUCAAAAACAUUCUCUGUGGAUGGUUGGCGGGUGCUCUGGUUUGGUUUGCUCCUUCUUUCUUCUAAAAUAAAAAA